Nematolebias whitei (Rio pearlfish) is the source of this 1503-nucleotide messenger RNA. RefSeq names its product early growth response protein 4. The record is from RefSeq and is a predicted model, not a curated record. The transcript is spliced from 2 exons. Lineage: Eukaryota; Metazoa; Chordata; Actinopteri; Cyprinodontiformes; Rivulidae. Bases 1 to 1503 code for a protein of 500 amino acids. Gene Ontology annotation, molecular function: DNA-binding transcription factor activity, RNA polymerase II-specific; RNA polymerase II cis-regulatory region sequence-specific DNA binding. Gene Ontology annotation, biological process: regulation of transcription by RNA polymerase II.
AUGUUGAACAACAUGGAUGUGAACGCCAAAGACUCCUUCUUCCCUCAGUUUGACAGCUGCAGCUCGUCCUCCCUGCUGAUGGAGACCGGCGCGCGGAAGGACAACCAGGAGGUGUUCGUGGAGGCGGCGGCGGAGCGGGGGGCACCUGCCCAGUUCGGCCACGAAGGAGCCCCCGCAACCCUAAAAACCGAGGCUUCCAGCUCAGAAUUUGCGUUUAACCCCUGCGAGUGCCCGAAGGAGCCGUACCCCCCCUCGUCGCUCGCCUACUCCGGCAGCUUCUACGUGGAGGCGGCGCAGGGAGCGCCCUGCAGCACCGAGACGCUCCUCAACAUGAUCACGGAGAUCGUGGGCAUCUCCACGCUGCCGCUGUCAGAGGCGCAGCACAGCAGCUCCACCAGCAUCAGCACCAGUACCAGCAGCACCAGCAGCAGCCGGGGAACGUACACGUCCCCCCACCCAGAGCCGCUGGACAGCAGCCAGGGCGCAAAGAGGGCCCCCCCUUACACCUGCUCCGGGCCCCAUCCUCCCGGGUACUCCCCGGACCAGCCGUGCCCCGCGUACGCGGAGGACCCGGCCCGGGAGGACCCGUCCACCUCCCAGCUCGGCUUCGGCUCCCCCCGCGCUCUGAAGAAGGCCGAGCCCAAGUCGGAGGCCGCGUCCUUCCCGGUGGUGGUGAAGAAUGAGUUCGACAGCAGCUGCUACGAGUGGGGGGGUUUCAGCAACAAGUCCGACUGCUUGGAGUCCACCUUCCAGACCGAGACCUUCCCCAUGUCCAACGACUUCCCCCCCGAGCAGCAGAUGGACGUUAAGGAGCUUCUGGACUCGUUCCCGUCGAUCUGCCCCCACCCGGAGAUGGAGUUCAAGGUGGAGGGGGGCAUCAAGCAGGAGCCCUGUUUCUCUGACACUUGUUCCCAGAGCUACUCCACCCCACUGUAUAACAACUACCUCCCCCCACCUCCACCCGUGAACCUGAAAGCCUUCCCUGACCCCCCACAGCAGUGCGAGCCUCUGUACACGGCCUUACCCAGCACCAUAGACUCCAUCCUCUACUCCUCCCUCCUCCCCGAGUCCUCCUUCCCACAGACCUUCACCGCCCGCGCCACGAAGCCCCCGCGGGCCAGGAAGACCCCUGCCUCCUCCUCCUCCUCCUCCCACGGCCCGGCCAAGGAGAAGCCCUUCUCCUGCCCCAUGGAGAGCUGCGAGCGCCGCUUCUCGCGCUCGGACGAGCUGAACCGGCACAUCCGGAUCCACACGGGCCACAAGCCGUUCCAGUGCCGCAUCUGCCUGCGCAGCUUCAGCCGCAGCGACCACCUCACCACGCACACCCGGACUCACACGGGCGAGAAGCCCUUCUCCUGCGACGUGUGCGGCAAGAGGUUCGCGCGCAGCGACGAAAGGAAGCGGCACGGGCGCGUGCACCUGAAGCAGAAGGAGAAGCUGGAGCUGAAGCCGCAGGCGAGCGCGGCGGGCGCGUGGCCCUUCAGUCUUCCUGAGGGGCUGUGA